CCCGAGCCGUAGCGGAGCUAUCCGGAACAUCCGGCUGUGGCCUUUCAACAUAAACAGCAAUGGCGGAGGCAGCAGCAGCGUCUACAGCGGCUUCAACAGUCACGGGAGGCUGGACCAAACACGUAACCUGCAGGUAUUUCAUGCAUGGGCUUUGCAAAGAAGGAGACAACUGUCGAUACUCACAUGAUCUCGCCAGCAGUAAACCUGCAGUCAUGAUUUGCAAGUUCUUUCAGAAAGGAAACUGCGCGUUUGGGGACCGUUGCAGGUUUGAACACUGUAAACCAGCCAAGCAAGAGGAGCUGCCGAACACCCAGGCGCUGCCGCUGCCUUCCCUCCUGGUGGUUGGCCCGUCAGACCCAGAGCCCAGUGGACCAACACCUGGCCCAGGGGCACGAGACUGGGUCAAUGCUGCCGAGUUCGUUCCAGGGCAGCCUUACUGUGGACGGGCGGAGUCAGUGAAGGUGGAGGGGUCCAUCCCGCUCAUUGAGGAGUUUGACAAAGACUCAACGCUGGAUGACAAAGAGAUGAGGAAGCAGCUUUGUCCGUAUGCUACUGUCGGAGAGUGCCGCUAUGGACUAAACUGCGCUUAUCUCCAUGGCGAUGUGUGCGACAUGUGUGGCCUGCAGGUGCUCCACCCCUCUGAUAACACCCAGCGCUCAGAGCACACCAAGGCUUGCAUCGAGGCCCAUGAGAAAGACAUGGAGAUCUCUUUUGCCAUCCAACGCAGCAAGGACAUGAUGUGCGGUGUGUGUAUGGAGGUUGUGUUUGAGAAGGCCAACCCAAGCGAGCGACGUUUUGGCAUCCUCUCCAACUGCAGCCACUGCUACUGUCUGAAAUGCAUUCGCAAGUGGAGGAGCGCCAAGCAGUUUGAGAGCAAAAUCAUCAAGUCUUGCCCAGAGUGUCGGAUCACAUCAAAUUUUGUCAUUCCAAGCGAGUACUGGGUCGAAGAUAAGGACGACAAGCAGAAACUCAUCCAGAAAUACAAGGACGGCAUGGGGAGUAAACCAUGUCGAUAUUUUGACGAGGGUCGUGGAACCUGCCCUUUCGGCUCAAACUGCUUCUACAAGCAUGCCUUUCCUGACGGACGGCUGGAGGAAGCUCAGCCACAGCGAAGGCAGGCAGGAUCCAACGGCAGGAACCGGAAUUCGAGGCGAACGCCCCUUUGGGACAUCUUUGACGAGCGGGAGAGCACCGAUUCCUUCGACAACGAGGAUGAGGAGAUGGUGACGUUUGAGCUGAGUGAGAUGCUCCUCAUGCUCCUUGCUGCAGGAACCGACGAUGAGGUGACAGAUUCAGAGGACGAAUGGGACUUGUUUCAUGAGGAGCUGGACGAUAUCUAUGAGAUUUACCUAUAGCACCCCUGCCUACUAACCCCAGCCCCUUCCCCCCACCCUUAAAGUCCUAUUUCCCCCUCUAUACUAGACACUAGAAUGGACUGUCUUGUGUGAGUGAUGGACAGUAGCUCCCGCCCCUCCCCCCUGUGUUGUGGCAGUGCCUUUAAGCAGGCCAUUAAAAAAUGAACCUAAUAAAAGUUUAAAAACUAAAAAAAAAAACAAAUUAAUUAAAAAAUAAAAUAAAAAAAAAAUACAAGAGGUUGGUGCAUUCGUGCUAAACAUUUUCUAGAAACCUGUCCUUGUGACUCUAUCCUCGUGCGGUUCCUGUUUAAAAAAUAAAAUAAAUAAAUAACAAAACAACAAAAAAGAAAAUUAACAAAAAGUAAUAAUUUUCUUUAAAUAUCGCUAAUAAACAUUGUCAAGUUUAUUUGUGGGUGUGGGUUUGACUUAUGAUUUACCCAGGUGUUUGUACAUAUUUCUGAGACUCUCUGAGGAUGCACUUAACUACUAUUCAUCUCCACUUCCUGUACAGGUGAAGGGUAUGAUGUAGGGUUUGACCGAUAUUUUUCUUAUUCUUAUUUGCAUUUGUUUGUUUUUAAGCUGCCGAUAGUUUGUAUUUUGUGUUGCUAUUUAAUAUACCUCAAUUUGGCCAUUUUCAUGCCAAACAGUAUUGUUAAUUUCACUUGUUGGGCUCAUCAAGAAAAACUCUUGAAACCAUAAACUCAUGAAAUUCAUUUAGGUUUAACAUGAACAAUUAAUUUGCAGACAUUAUUGAGCAACUCAAGGAAUAAAUAAAAUGUUAAGAAAAUAAAAUGGUGUGCCUGACUUGCCAGAUAUUUUAUGUAGCACCAGUCAGAGAGCUCCAUUAUAUCAGAGGUGGAGAACACACUGACUGGUCCAUAUUCAAUAUUUUGUAAAAAGCCCAUAUUGGCCCAGUAUAACGGCAGUCUGAUAUCGGUCUAACCCUUAAGUGGCGGUUCUGGAUUGAUCCUCUUGUGCACUGAAAUGAACUGGGUCAAGGUAGCCAUCAGCUUCAGUCACUCUAAAGUAACCUUAGCCCUACUCUUACUCCUGUUUUCCCUCCUGAAACACAUGAACGUCUUUUAACUCUUCUCCUUAACCCCCAGUGCACCUUUCUGUCCGUCCCGAAUCUCAGUAUCCAGGAACACCUGUGGUACCACAAGGCAAUGCCUUGCUCAGAACCAAGCUUCAGAGUGAAUACUUGUGAAUUGGACUCUUCACAUCAGCAGACUUAAAUUGCAGGAAAUAAAAGAGGCUGAAUGCUUUCUUUCCCAGAAUACCUGUCUAUGAACUGUAGAUAUUUCUGUUUGCUUCAAGUGAGUAAUGCAUAUAAAGCCAAGCUGAAAAAGAUUCCCAAUCACAAACUCCAGAUAGCUGGUCAUAACCUGUUGAACUCCAUUGGAAUGCAUAUGUUUAUACUGAAAUGUGUGUUUUCUAUGUUCCACAGCCAUCCAUCAUAACUUGAAAUUAAAGUUUAUUAUCAAAUUA
Messenger RNA from Myripristis murdjan (pinecone soldierfish), 2843 nucleotides. RefSeq names its product makorin, ring finger protein, 1 (gene mkrn1). Gene Ontology annotation, biological process: protein polyubiquitination. The record is from RefSeq and is a predicted model, not a curated record. Gene Ontology annotation, molecular function: metal ion binding; ubiquitin protein ligase activity. Lineage: Eukaryota; Metazoa; Chordata; Actinopteri; Holocentriformes; Holocentridae. The transcript is spliced from 8 exons. Bases 60 to 1355 code for a protein of 431 amino acids.